AGAUUUUUGGCUCGGGAUGGCGCCGUUCCGCAGCCAUGGGCGCCGCGCUGGGAAGAGACGCCGGCCGCUCCCUGCGGAGGCUGCAGCUGUGGGCCAGGGGCACGGAGCUGUGGGCCCAGCAGUGGGCCGAGGCGGCCGGGGAGUUCGGCGACCUGCAGGCCCUGGCCUACGACGGGCCGGGCCCAAAGGCCGCCUACACGUACGCAGAGCUCGAGUCGCGCGCGAGAGGCGCAGCGAGGGGCCUGAGGCGGCUCUACGGCAUUCGGCGCGGGGACAGGGUCGCCACCAUCACCGAGAACCGGCCCGAGCAGGUGAUACUGCUCAUCGCCUGCCUGCAGCUGGGCGCCAUCUUCGUGCCGCUGCCGCCGGACUUCCGGGCCUCGGAGUGCGCGCACUUCCUGCAGGUGCUGCAGCCGCGGCUCGUCGUGCUGCCGCCUGGCGGGGCACUGCCCCACGGGCCCGCAGGGGGAGGCAGCUGGCUGCCAGAGUGCAUCCAGCUGCCCCUCGCGCCCCGGGCGGGCGCUGGCGCCUGGCACGAGCUCGAGUCCUGCGCGCUGCCGCAGGAGAUCGCCGUGUCCGCGAGAGCGGGAGACUGCGGGCUCAUCUUCACCAGCUCCGGCUCCACCGCCCUCCCGAAGUGCGUGAUGCACAGCCAGCGCACGCUGGCGGCGAUCGGGGCGGAGAAGAGGAUCAACCAGGUGCUCUACGGCUCCGCCAUCACGAAUGGGCCUGGGUCUUCGCGACUGAUCAACUCUGGGAUCAGAGGCAUCACGGCGACCUACGGGCUGCUCACCACGCUGCCCUACGGCGGGCGCGUGGUGAUGGAAAACGUGUUCGGCAGCGAGAGCGGGCCUGCAGUCUGGGCCGACCUCAUGCGCCAGCAGAAGAUCAGCAAAGUCGUCCUCUUCGGCUCCUCGAUGAGAAAACUCAUCGCGGAUUUGCCGGGCCAGCAGUUCCCGCUCGUGGCCAGCGUCGUUUACUCCGGCUGCUGCUUCCCGCCUUGCAUGGUGCAGCAGGCGAUGGCAAUGUUCCCGCACGCCGAGUUUCUGCAGCCCUAUUCGAUGACGGAGAUGCCACAUAUCACAGUCCUGCCCGCGCAUCUGCACUGGUCCGACGCAAAGGACGAGGAGAGGCUGCGCGUCAUGUCCUGUGCAGGCUUCCCCCACGGCUCGCGCGUGUGGCUGGAAGACCCCGGCGCUCCGGGCUCAGGCAGGGCCGUGCCGCUCGGCCUCGAGGGGCAGGUGUGCGUCAAGUCACCGACCAUGAUGAUGGGCUACUACGGCGUCGGCGGGCUCGACCGCGAGCGAACCGCGGAGGUCGCUCCAGACGGCUACCUCCGCACCGGUGACCUGGGCGUGCUCGUGGCACCCGAGUCAGGCGGGGACCGGCCUUUGCUGAGGAUCACCGGCCGCUUCAACGACUUCAUCGCCCACAUUGGGGGCAGGAACAUCGCCCCGCGCGAGAUCGAGGAGGUCGUCUUCCAGCUGUCGGGCCAGGUCGCGGACGUCUGCGUCGUGGGCCUUCCGCACCCCAGCGGCGCGGGCGAGGUGGUGGCCGCGUACGUGGUGACAAAGCCCGGCACAUCUCUCACGCGGGCCCAGCUGGUGGAGCACUGCCGCCUGCAGGGCCUGUCGAGCUCCAGGACCCCGGAGCUCUGGUUCUUGCGUGGGAGCGAGCGACCGCUGCCGCUGGCGAACGGCAAGGCCUCCGCGCGGGCGCUGCGCUCUCUCGCCUGCGUCCAGGCCGAGGCCCGCCAGCUCGCGCGCGGCGACCUCCUGCGCCGCCCGGCUGCCGCAGCGGCGGACGCCUCCGCGGAACCCUGGGCCGCGCAGGCACGCGCGGCUCGGGCUCGUGCUCGCCGUUGGCGACGAGCACCGCAGCACCUUCCUGCUGGCGUGCCAGAGCAUAGUGGCCAUGCUGUAUCGGAGCGGGCGCGUGAAGGCGCUCGCGGACGUCGCUGCAG
Prorocentrum cordatum is the source of this 1963-nucleotide messenger RNA. Lineage: Eukaryota; Dinophyceae; Prorocentrales; Prorocentraceae. The record is from the annotation of a GenBank genome assembly.